UGGCAGUCGGCGUGCAUGUCCAGACUGAGCCAACCUGUCAUCCAGAACCUUGGAAAAUCCACAUGGCAAUAAUACAUUUUCCAACCCACGCAUCUCAGCCAUUGUACUGCAAAACGUGAAUGUCCAUGCGACAAAUGCAAUUUAGGAAGCAACCUGAGCUUCAUUAAGCAAACAUCGACAUUGUCCUGUUCUAAUUGUAUUUUUGGCCAAUUACCCAAACAGACACGGCAACAGGAAAUGAGGCAAAAUCAAACAAUACGGCGAGCGCAUGAAAAGACAGGAUCUUCUGCUUUACAAUCCUGCGUGGCUCACAUGUGGACUAAUCCACCCGAGAACACGACCGUGGGAAGAGUGCUUUGGUGAGAAUAUUCCGACCACCCUUGCCCUCCAAAUGAAACCAAGACUGCCCGUUUGAACAUCUGGGAGCCGUUUCGAUUCCCUCCAGUGACUCAUCCGUCAACUUAAGCAUGGCCUGCGACGGGCUGUCCCCCAACAUCACGUGCAACGAAAGCCUCACGGUGAAAGGCGACAGCAAUCCGGCCACGAGUAUCCUCAUGUUCCUGGCCGGCGUGGUGGGGAACCUCUUGGCGCUCUUCAUCCUGGGCGUUCACCGCAAAGAGCAUCGCUCCAGGUCGUCCGUCUUCUCCAUCCUGGUGACGGGGCUCGCCCUCACCGACCUGCUGGGCACUUGUCUCCUCAGCCCGUCCGUCUUCAUCUGCUACGCCCGCAACGUGUCCCUCAUCGGCCUGGGCGACGAGAGCCUGUGCCAGCUCUUCGGCUUCGCCAUGAGCUUCUUCGGCCUGGCGCCCACCCUCAUCCUCUGCGCCAUGGCGGUGGAGCGUUGCCUGGCCAUCAGCCAUCCCUACUUUUACUCGGUGCACAUCCGCCAAAGCUUCGCCAAGGUGACGCUGCUCGCCGUCUAUCUCUUUUCCCUGGCCUUCUGCCUCCUGCCGUUCGUCGGCAUCGGCAAGUUCAGGCAGUACUGCCCGGGGACGUGGUGCUUCAUCGACAUGGACGCCACGGGGGACGCCGACGCCGAGCGGGUGCAGGCUUUCUCGCUGACGUACUCCUCGCUCAUGGCGCUGAUCAUCCUGGCCGUGUUCGCCUGCAACGGCUCGGUCAUCGCCAGCCUCUGCCAGAUGCACCGCAGCCACUUGAUACGGCGAGGCUCGGCCUGCUCCGCCGGCAGGAAGAGAAAGCUGAGCCUGGCCUUGUUCGGCUGGGGUGAGGAGGAGAUGGACCACCUGGUGCUCCUGGCGCUCAUCACCGUCAUCUUCGCCGUCUGCUCGCUGCCACUCACGAUCGCCGGCUUCAUCAACGCCAUCCACCCGUUUUGCGGCGACAACGAGAACCUGGCGGCCUUCCGCUUCUACGCCUUCAACCCCAUCGUGGAUCCCUGGGUGUUCAUCAUCUGCCGCAAAUCCGUCCUCCAACACCUGCGUUCGUUGCUGAGCUGCCGCUUCGGCCAGGGGGCCGGCGUCAAGACCCCGGCUCACUGCCCAUCCGUCCCCUUGCCCCUGGAGAGCCACGUGAUCCAGUACAAACCUCCGGAAGGGACGGAAAGCAGCUUCUACUCAGGUGUGCCCUCCUCACCCACUACAUGAUGUUCUCAAUUGGCGAAACACCAAGAAAUAAACUGGGACAUCUCCAAACCUGCACUGUUGUCGUAAAGGCACAUUGACUCUUGAUUCGAGAUUCCACACCAUCUUUUAUUGACUGACUUGUCACAUGGUGAGACGUCUCUCGGGAAUGAGCACAAAGGAGCAUAUCCUGGUCAUGUGGUUGUGGAUGGAAAUGCUUACUGUACAAUCACCCGCUGGACACCAUGUUAGCUACACCUAUCUGCAGGAAGAGUUUUUGCAUAAAGGACUGCUGAACAACAACAAAAAAAAAAAUUAAAAAAAUAUUUUUCCUGCAUAUCGUUCCAAAUCUGACACAAAAAAAAUUAGGCCUACAUGGGGCAGUAUAUGAUCCAGUGUUAGUGCAACUAAGACAUGAUUGCCAUCUAGUGGUGAUUACUGACAUUGCAUCUUAAAACGACAACCCCUUGCAUUUGUUGGAUUGAUUGAUUUGUUUUAAUCUCAACGGUGCUCAUCUGGUUCAAAUUGGGAUUUGUACUGAAUUGAACUGUCCUAAAGAAAAAGAAAUCCAUUUAUUAAUAUCCGUUGGUGUCGUUAAGGUGUCGGGAAUAGUUUCCAGUGGGUGAAUAUGGUUCAAAUCAUGCACGAAUGUUUACAGUGUUCUUUCAUUCUAAUUUCGUCCCGUCGUGACCAACGAUGUGACACUUCAAACUUCUGUAGAAAUAAUACUGUUGAAAUGUGUACACUGUUGUUGGUGUCUUUGUCACCGCAUGGACAAUUGGGUCGAUAAAGCUUUUGUAGUGCUUCCUGUCUAACUUCCGCAGCUUUCAAAUGUGCAUCGGUGCCUCUUUGCUGCUGUCCCUGCGUUGUUUGUUUUGCACAAUGGUUUACACUUUUGAGGUGACGCCGAAGCCAAGUACUUGUUCCGACCCGUAUUGAGAAAUGAUGAGAUUUGAUUUGUAAAUAGUGAUGUACAGCACAGUAGGCCUACAUUCAACAGCACUCUACACGUGGUUUAAAUGUGAAAUUAAAUGAAACGAAAAAACAAGUAUUGCAAUCCGAAUAGUGUAUCUUUCUUUUCUUUUUUUAACUGAUUUUGAUUUUAAAUGUGUGCGUUUGAAAAUCGGAACCAUCACGGUAGUACAUUUGGAAGCACAAUAGAUUGAGUACUGUAAUGUACUUGUUACCCAAUAACUAUACAUUUUAUUUGUUGAACGUGUACAUUAGAGCUGGAAAAGACAACAAAUUAGCAAAAUCAUUUGGAUGCCUGCAUGUUCUAAAUUCCGCUAAAAGGAGCUCGGAAAGAAAUCAUAUAGUCAUGUUUGCUAUAUUUGAUUUAGCUUACUGCUAAUAUAGCUGCAAACAAAAGGUGCUAGCUGAUGUUUUUUUUUCUAGCGAGGAAUCAUUUCAGGUGGUCAGAGACAGCACCACUCUUUGAAUUGCAAUGACAGAAGCUAUUUGUUUUCUCUUUGUGUUUUACAUGUGCAUUGUCUUUUAUAUUAAACAAGUCCAAGUUA
Syngnathus typhle (broad-nosed pipefish) is the source of this 3097-nucleotide messenger RNA. It is a transcript of the gene ptgir, whose product is annotated as prostaglandin I2 receptor. Gene Ontology annotation, biological process: negative regulation of smooth muscle cell proliferation; positive regulation of cytosolic calcium ion concentration; adenylate cyclase-activating G protein-coupled receptor signaling pathway. Gene Ontology annotation, cellular component: plasma membrane. The transcript has 5 exons. Lineage: Eukaryota; Metazoa; Chordata; Actinopteri; Syngnathiformes; Syngnathidae. Gene Ontology annotation, molecular function: thromboxane receptor activity; prostacyclin receptor activity. The record is from RefSeq and is a predicted model, not a curated record. Bases 468 to 1604 code for a protein of 378 amino acids.